This is a messenger RNA of Naumovozyma castellii, 198 nucleotides long. RefSeq names its product Coa2p (gene COA2). NCBI's taxonomy places the organism in Eukaryota, Fungi, Ascomycota, Saccharomycetes, Saccharomycetales, Saccharomycetaceae. The transcript has a single exon. The record is from RefSeq and is a predicted model, not a curated record. The coding region runs from base 1 to 198 and encodes 65 amino acids.
AUGAGAGCCGUGGCCAGAAAUAGACUAAUGAACAACUUGUACCUCACGACGUUUGUGCUGACGUUUGCGUCCGUCGCUAUAGGGACAGUCUUGCCGUGUCCCGCACACUCUGUCGACUCAGACACACAUCUGAAUGAACAAAAACAGCAGCAGCUGCAGCAAGCUAAAAGGGAGGAAGACAAGGAGAAGCAAACGUGA